Entelurus aequoreus (snake pipefish) is the source of this 4035-nucleotide messenger RNA. It is a transcript of the gene zbtb7a, whose product is annotated as zinc finger and BTB domain containing 7a. The transcript has 5 exons. Gene Ontology annotation, molecular function: DNA-binding transcription factor activity, RNA polymerase II-specific; RNA polymerase II cis-regulatory region sequence-specific DNA binding; protein binding. NCBI's taxonomy places the organism in Eukaryota, Metazoa, Chordata, Actinopteri, Syngnathiformes, Syngnathidae. Bases 1 to 2061 code for a protein of 686 amino acids. The record is from RefSeq and is a predicted model, not a curated record. Gene Ontology annotation, biological process: regulation of transcription by RNA polymerase II.
AUGGAGGCUGUUUCUUUAAGAGAGAGGGAAACCAGGAAGGGAAUUGAGUUGAUCUGCUGCUGCUUGGUUAGCGCAUACAGGAGCUUUAAGCUGCACAGCAGUAACAGAGGGGACAGCGAGGGAGAGAGAGUGCUCCGGAGAAGAGAAGAGUGGAGGGCUGCGCUAACCCCACAACAAGCACCACCACGGCCAUCGCAGACAGGCAGACAGACGGACGGCAGGACGGAUACACGGGCGGGGGCUGUGCUAGGCGGCUCGGCGGCAGGCUGGUGGAAGAUGUCGUCCGGAGCCGGCGGGAGGGGAGGGAGGCGGCUCAGGGGGACGGCAGGCGGAGGGAACAGCGGAUACCGAGGAGGAUCCGGAGAGGCCGAAGAGGGCCCAGUGGGGAUCCCUUUCCCAGAGCACAGCGCAGACAUCCUGGGCAGUCUCAACAAGCAGCGGCUCAGUGGCCUGCUCUGCGACGUUCUCCUGGUCACACAGGACCGGGAGUUCCCAGCUCACCGCUCUGUCCUGGCAUCCUGCAGCUCCUACUUCCACAAGCUGUUCACCUCAGGGGCGGCCGCAGAUCAACGCAAUGUCUACAACAUCGACUUUGUGGCGGCAGAGGCUCUGGAAGCGCUGCUGGACUUUGUCUACACGGCCACGCUGACCGUCAGCCACACCAGUGUGGCUGAUAUCCUCGCAGCCGCACGACUUCUGGAGAUCUCACCUGUUCAGGAUGUCUGUACGCACCUGCUGGACACCAAAGUGCUCUCCCCGCCGGCGGGCAUUGAGCAAAGAGAGGGUGAUGAAGAGAGGGGAAGAGGAGGAGGAGAGCAGGGAAACCAGGUGCGAGCUCGGGAGUUUUUGGAGUACUUCCAGAGAGGGGCGCACUGGAGCAGCAGCUGCAGCACACCAGAGCUCAGGGACCUGCCUACACACCUGCACUUUAAUCACGGCAAUGGGGGGACCCCCAGCAAUGGGGCGCCCGGUGGCCCUGGCGAGUACUAUUCCCCCUUGGCCCUGGCUUUGGCCCAACCCCCCACACAUGAACAAGAGGAGGAGGAAGAAGAGGACGAUGACGACGACGUGGAAGCGGUGCAAGGCAACGGGAUAAACCUUGCGUCAUUUUACUACCCUCCAUCCCAAAAUGGGCACUUCUACCUCACCCCUGAGGUUCGAUCAGGGCACGACGCAACAGAGGCAGAGGACGGGGCCAGGCAGCUGAUGGCAAGGGACAGAGGCUCAGCCAGUGCCCUCCUGCAGAGGAUGAUGAACUCCAUCGAGAGGCAGAAGGAGUGCGGGGCGGCCGGGGAAGAGCCGGGCGACGGCGAUGACCCUGAUAUGGAAUUUUACUACAAUUACUUCAACAGUGCGCAGCUCGAGGACACGCCCUCUGCCGCCGUGACACAAGGAGCAGCACCGCUGUGGCUAUCACGAGGCAACGCCGGCCAUGACAGGGUUGGCGGAGGGGAGAGGGGAGUGGGGGCGAGGGCCAGCGGGGGAGGUGGAGGGGAGAGGAAGAUGCGCUCUAAGGCCUUUCAGAAGUGCCCCAUAUGCUCCAAGGUCAUUCAAGGAGCAGGCAAGCUACCCCGCCACAUCCGAACACACACGGGAGAGAAACCCUAUGAGUGCGCCAUCUGCAAAGUGCGCUUUACCAGGCAGGACAAGCUCAAAGUCCACAUGCGGAAACACACGGGAGAGAAGCCUUACCUUUGUACGCAAUGCGGGGCCGCCUUCGCUCACAACUACGACCUGAAGAACCACAUGCGCGUUCACACAGGCCUGCGGCCCUACCAGUGCUCCAGCUGCUUCAAGACUUUCGUGCGCUCCGACCACCUGCACCGCCACCUCAAGAAGGACGGUUGUAACGGCAUCCCGUCUCGCCGGGGCCGAAAGCCUCGGGUGCAAGAGGCCGGGCUCCUGGAGGCCCCAAUGGGCCUGCUGAGCCCUGGCUCAGACACUAGCCUGGAGCCUCACAUCAUCAAGGGACGGCUCUCUGAAGCGUUCAAGUCGGAAGUGGAGGGUGCCCACGCACACAGCCCUCAGCUGCAGGAGGUAGCGGGGGGGGUCGGACCCUGAGACAUGAACUUCAGAAAUGACUGCUGUCACUCUGCUCCACCUGUCCACACAGAGGAGUAGAAAGCGUACAUAAAAACUAUUCCUCUAUAAACCAAAUCAGGGUGUCUCCAACAAUUUAACCUUUUCUCCUUUCACUUUGGCAAACAAAGUAGAUGUGCAAGCACUUGAGUCGGUUUAAAGCGCAAUGAAUGCUUCUAAUCGCGCUCCCAAGACGUCCACUUUCUGGGACAUUUCUUUCUUAUCAGUGAUUGGGGUUUUAUACAUUGGCAUAAUGUAUAAAGGACACUAAGACACUCUUUAGCAACUAUGCAGUUGAUUUUAAUUUUUUUUUUUUUAUUACUUUUGUCCUCACAGCCUUCGAGCUCUGAGCAGGCUGUCGUACGGGUGAAGCGAGGACAAAUCUUACCCAGAGAAAACAGCUUUUUUUUCCUAAAUUCUUUUGCAGGUCUAUCGAUGUACAGUUACCAUAGAAACAACGUUGCCAUAAUAUGGCAUAUGCAAGGAAAACUCACCACACUUGUGAUGCAACAGCUUUCUCUGUCUCUCUAUUUCUCGCUUUCUCUUUCUCACUCGCUCUCCAAAUGCUCCAGAAAGAGUCAGACGAGGGUUCGAUUGAAGUGUUACUUACUCGAUAAAGAAAAUGCAUUCUAAGAAAUGAUAGUGGCGAGUCGAAUCCACGUUGGUGGGGGCUCGAGGGUUGCAGGACCAAGCGGCCGGAGGGAUAGUGUUUUUAAAAUGCUCCCACUGCUCUCACAGCCCUGCGAUUUCAGAUCACCCUGUUGAAAUUUGUCUUAAUUUUUGCUUUUUGUUCCCUUUUUUGUUUUGAGUUGACUGGGUACUUGACACUUUAUAAUUGUAUACGUGCAUAUACAGCAUGUGGCGAUAUGACAUCCCUGUUGACGCUAAGGUGUAUUUAACAUUCUGGCUUCUCCUCGCGGGCUUGAUGUCGUACUUACGGGCUUGUAUGAAUGUUUGUUGAGAGAUAACACAGAGUCACCUGUUUGUUUUUUUAUGAAAAAAACAAAUCUUUGACAGUUUCUGCCCUGAUAGGAUGAGGAGUGGGAAUGAAUGAAUGAAUGUGCUUCACUUUUUGCAGUGUGUCCUUGUGUGACAAGGCGCAGGUUUAGGUAAACGACAUGAAGCCCAAAUGAGAGAAAUGAGCGUGAUGAAGAGAAAAGAUUAGCACCUUUUUUUUCUAUGUUUGCACAGCUUUACUAAAGACACCCAACAAAAAAGAGGGAGGUGAUAUAUAUAUCUAUAUAUAUAAAGAAAGAAGUUUGGUUUGACUUCUUUUAGCCGUAGGGUCCACCUGUGCGAUGAGACCUGUCCCCAGUCUAGAGGGCAAAUAGGAGUGCAUCGGCAGCUGAUUCAUGGGGGGAGGGGGACAAAAGGAGAGGGGAUCUUGCCAUGUCUGUUGCAUUCCAAAAAAAUAAUCUCCCCCAGCUCAGCCACGUUUCCAUGCAGGAGGAGGGGAGGGGGAAUCAGAGCAGGCCUCUCCCUCUCUGUGGUCCUUUAAUGCCCUUUAGGGAUAUGAUUAUAAUAGAGUAUGGUGUUAUCGUGGGUAGGACGCUCGGAGAGGCGGCAGUUUAAUGUGCAUGCGCGCGUGUCGGCGUGCGUGUGUGUGUGUGCGCGUGGCAGCCACAGGGUCCCUCUGGCCACAUCAUCAGUGUGUGAGUCAGCCCCGGCCUGUUCAAACAUGCACCUUGAGCUGCCAGCCUCAAUGUACUUCUCUCCAAACACACUCAGCCCAAGACACCAGCAUGCACAAGUUUAAUUUCCACCUACUUCUCGACCGGGGAUAGGCUAUUGUAACACUUUUUUUUUUGUAUUGGGGAGAGGGUGGGCGCCAGAGUGUUGGCGUAGCUCCGCGAAUGAAUCGACAGAGCCUCUGCUGGUUGUAGCCAAGUCGUGCACUCCAUUUACCCUCAACUGCCUUCCGCCCACGUGCAGCUGUGAUAAGCUCCAGCCCCCCCC